Molecule: messenger RNA, 497 nt
Organism: Cuscuta epithymum
Lineage: Eukaryota; Viridiplantae; Streptophyta; Magnoliopsida; Solanales; Convolvulaceae
Source: the annotation of a GenBank genome assembly
CGCCUCUUCUGUCCCAGCAAUGUGUGAAACAAAUGUGUAUGGAGCAGAUGAAGAUGAGGUUGAGUUUUAUGGGACUCUUAAGAUAUUGCUAAUGGCAAUAGAAGCAGUAACUUACUUGAUAUACAAUCUCGCUUCAAGAAUUAAUGAUGAACCUGUUCCACGCCCAUUGACUCGUCGACCUGUGACGGCUAAUGGGAUUAAAUAUAUGGAUGAAAUAAUGGCCGAAGAUCCUAAAACAUUUAGAAAUGUAUACAGAAUGUAUCCUAACAUUUUUCAAAAAUUAUGUUGUAUCCUAAGAAACAAAACCCCUUUAAGAGAUACAAGGUAUAUUUGUGUUGAAGAAAUGGUGGCAACAUUUUUACUUAUUAUCGGCCAAAAUAACCGCUAUUGUCAACCAAGAAUGAUAUUUAAGCGGUCACACUUCAGCAUUAGCAGAAGCUUCAACAAAGUAUUGAAAGCGUUGAAUACAAUAGCUCCCGACUUUAUGGCCAAACCGG